UCCAGUCCUCCAGAUGGGCGGUCUCUUCUCUGCACUCAGCAAACUUUUCAGUCUUCUUCUUGAUCAUCAGAGAGAGUAAAUCUCCGAGCAACUCCGGAGCCCGCCGCCCCUCCGCCUGGAAUUACACAACUCCCCCCGAUCUGUGGAUUAUACAAACCAAGGGCAAUCCUCAUCUCCUGCCAGGCUGGGCUAUGGAGAGCUGGGCAUGGAUCUUUGUCAUGGCACACACGCUGGCCACCCUUCUGCUGGCUCACUCUACAGAGGAGGUCGUUGCUAGGCUCACCUUGCAGUAUGGUUCCCCAGAGAGGACAGUCAAGAGAUUUGAAGCGGAAGGGGUCAGCCAUUACACCACACUCCUGCUGAGUGAAGAUGGGAACACUUUAUAUGUGGGAGCACGGGAGGUCCUGUUCUCACUGAACAGCACAAACUUCAUGUCUCACUCCAUGUUGACGUGGGAAGCAGAAGAGCUUAAAAAGAAGGAGUGCACGUUUAAGGGAAAAGAUGCUCAGGGUUGUCAGAACUACAUCAAGAUCCUCCUGCAGCUGAACAGCACACACCUGUACACCUGUGGGACGUACGCUUUCAGCCCCAACUGCACCUUCAUUAAAAUCAGUGAUUUCACCUUGGAAAGGGACUCCGGUGGGAAGAUAAUCACAGAAGAUGGAAAGGGACGAUGCCCUUUUGAUCCCGAAUACAAGUCAUCAGCCAUCAUGGUCGAUGGGGACAUGUAUGGUGGCACCGUCAAUAACUUCCAAGGGAACGAGCCCAGCAUAUACAAGAGCCAAGACAGCAAAAUUAUUCUGAAGACGGAGAACUCCUUGAACUGGCUCCAAGAUCCAGCUUUUGUUGGUUCAGCUCAUAUACAAGAGAGUCUUCCCGAAGGAAAUGCUGUGGGGGAUGAUGAUAAGAUAUAUUUCUUUUUCACGGAGACAGGAAAAGAGCUUAAUUUUUUUGAAAACCCCCUUGUUUCACGGAUUGCCCGAGUGUGCAAGGGUGAUCUGGGUGGAGAGCGUGUAUUGCAGAGGAAGUGGACCACGUUCCUGAAGGCUCAGCUCCUGUGCACUCGUCCCGGGGAUAACUUCCCUUUCAAUGUGCUUCAGGAUAUGUUUGUGCUCACUCCAGGAGACGACCAUUGGGCCAAUACCAUCUUCUAUGGGGUCUUUACCUCUCAGUGGAACAAUGGAGGUGUGGGCAGCUCGGCUGUGUGUGCCUUCUCUAUGCACGAUGUACAGAAGGCUUUCAGUGGCCUCUAUAAGGAAGUCAAUCGGGAUUCCCAGCAAUGGAGUACCUACACCCACUCUGUUCCUGAGCCAAGACCUGGAGCUUGCAUUACCAACAAGGCAAGAAACAUAAAGAUCAACUCUUCACUUCAAAUGCCGGACAGAGUGUUAAACUUCAUCAAAGAUCAUUUUCUGAUGGACAGCGCGGUACGGAGCCAGCCGUUGCUCCUGCAGCCACAAAUGCGCUACCAGCAGAUCAGCGUGCAAAGGGUCAAGGGCCUCAAGAAAACCUAUGAUGUCAUGUUCUUGGGAACAGAUGACGGAAGGCUGCACAAAGCUGUCAGUGUAAAUAAGAAAGUCUAUGUCAUCGAGGAGAUUCGGCUCUUUCCAGAUACUGACUCGGUGCAGGAGCUGAUGCUUGAUCACAGCAAGGGCCUGGUGUACGCCUCCUCGCGAUCCAUGGUGGUGCAAGUGCCAGUCUCUAACUGCAGCAUGUACGCAACUUGUGGGGAGUGUGUCCUGUCACGUGAUCCCUACUGUGCAUGGAACAAGAAGGGCUGUCGUAGUAUCCAUCACCAUGUGCAUGAAUCAAACUCACAGCACUGGCUCCAAGAUAUAGAAAAUGCAGAUUCAAAUCUCUGCGAGCAAAAGAAUGGCACAGGACCUGGAGGACGAGUCAAUGUAGUGGAUGAGCCACAGUGCAAGAAGAUUGUACUUCAAAUAAAUAACGCCACCACUUUGCCGUGCAAUUUGCUGUCCAACUUAGCAACUCGCCAGUGGCACCACAAUGGCAAAAUCAUUGAUUCCUCUUAUUUUGUUUUGGAAUCCGGAGACCUGAUCCUAGUCAACAGCCCUGAACGUCUGGGAACAUACGAAUGCUGGUCAGUAGAAUACGACUUCAGGAAAUUAAUGGCCAUGUACUGCGUGGAGACCGAUGGUCCCGUAAAGCCAACUACUCCAAAACCUCACACUGAAUUGAGCUUUAAGAAAGUUAGCGCCAUUGAUAAGCUGGUCAACUCCUCGAAAUUUGUGUCUGAGUCAGGAAGCCAUACAGCUAAACUCCUGGGAAAAUCAUACUGGAAUGAAUUUUUAAUCAUGACUGUCCUUUUCGUGGUGGUAUUGGUCAUUUUAACACUUUUAAUCUUAUAUAAACAUCGAAGUGGAAUGAAGUCCAUCCUGAAGCCAGUAAAACACGACAAGCCAGCCAAGAAGAUCCGUAGCAAUGGCAAACAGACUGAAAGCUUGCCAUUAAAUGGAACAAGUGCUCCAAUGCCACAAGCGGACCAUAAAGGCUAUCAGACCCUGAAUGACAACUACAUUAUCAAUACUCCUGUUCAUGAUCCUUUGGUUGCUAGUAAAAUUGAAUCAGAAUCUGAAAAAAGGCCACUAAACGUCAAGGACACUAUUGUAGAGGUCACGUCAGUAAGCCCUAAACCACGGGUACGACUGGGAUCCGAAAUACGGGAUUCUGUGGUAUGAGAGACUACUACACUGGGAGAUAAUCCUUCCCCGGACUUACAAUGCCAAAAGGGACCACAAGUAUUUUAUGUGUGUGCAUGCAAGUUGGAUUAUGACAAUGGUAAACUUUUAAUUGUCAACCCAGGCUACCUAAAUCCAUGGAUAGCUUCUGUGUGCAGAGAGCGUAAAAGUCUACAUUGUGGAAUGAUAUGAUGUCAUCUGUUACAUUGUCAUGAUUGCCAGACUCUGAAGGAGACUUGUGUUUGGGAAAAGUACACACUUGGUCCAAAGGUAGCACAUUUCCAUUUCACCUGCCAUUGUAUAAUUCAUGCAUACGGACCAUCUUUUUUAUUUUUCUUCGUUAGAUUGCACACAUCGGUAACUCGUAUUAGUGGUAUCAUCCCAGUACUGCGGCCGGUCACAAAGACCAGAUCUGGAGUAAAGGAGUAAAAUCGCACAAAGAACAAGAAGUUCCUAAAUAAGUCUGAAGUUGGGAAAAUAUUACGGUACCAGUGAAAAGCCUGUAUAUCACUGUCUGGACUAAUGGCACAAAAGAAGCCACAACUAUGGAACCAAUAUGGACAUGCACAUUUUCUACAAGAAGAAGCACAAUUAAAUGUGGCACAAUAUGGAAUCCAUGAUUAGAAAUGGACAGAAUUUAGCUACUAGCCGGUGGCAAUACUCUACAUGACAGCAACUCACCAAGCAGGAGAACAAGUAGUCCAUCAUGAACAUCUGUCAGAUGAUCUCAGUGUUCCUCUUCCAUCUUCCUUGAUCACUCUGUUAAACAUAUUGUUGACAUUAUUUUAUAGACAGAUUUCUUCUUUUUUUUUUUUAUUUAAAUAUUUUAUUAUUUUUUUUCCUUUCUGGUGUUCAUUUUUUAUUUUAUUUUUUUGAUAAUGUGAAUCCAGGAAUUGGUGUUUUAUGCCUACAACCAGCUAUAAUCUGCCUAAGUAUAGAGGAUACACAAGUGUAUCUUAAUGUGUGAAUCAUUUAGUGAAGACAGCAAAGAUCAUGCGUAUGUAAAUAUUGUACAGGGAAUUUUUUUUUUUUUUUUUGUGUGUUUCGGGAUGUUUGUUUCCAUUUGUUUUCAUAAAUGUGUAUAUAGGAUAUGUUUAAAAGGGAGUAUGUCCUGACAGUGGGAAAAAGCAGUUUUGUAUACGUUCAAUGGUACAGUCACGCCUUAGAACUGCUAGUGCCUUCAU
Rana temporaria (common frog) is the source of this 3883-nucleotide messenger RNA. It is a transcript of the gene SEMA4B, whose product is annotated as semaphorin 4B. Gene Ontology annotation, molecular function: semaphorin receptor binding; chemorepellent activity. Gene Ontology annotation, biological process: negative regulation of axon extension involved in axon guidance; negative chemotaxis; axon guidance. NCBI's taxonomy places the organism in Eukaryota, Metazoa, Chordata, Amphibia, Anura, Ranidae. The record is from RefSeq and is a predicted model, not a curated record. Bases 192 to 2699 code for a protein of 835 amino acids. The transcript is spliced from 14 exons.